Molecule: messenger RNA, 1401 nt
Organism: Spinacia oleracea (spinach)
Lineage: Eukaryota; Viridiplantae; Streptophyta; Magnoliopsida; Caryophyllales; Amaranthaceae
Product: ribonucleoside-diphosphate reductase small chain C
Exons: 1
Coding region: 204-1205 (333 amino acids)
Biological process (GO): deoxyribonucleotide biosynthetic process
Molecular function (GO): oxidoreductase activity
Source: RefSeq, a predicted model, not a curated record
CACUCCAAAUUUCAAAACUCCCCCCAAAUUUUCAAACCCCUAAGGCCCUAAUUUCCCUUCUCUAUAAAACCUCACUAAAAUCCCCUGUUACAAACCACAAUCAAUCAACGACCCCAAAUCUGAAAUCUCCCCAGAAAAAAGGAAAAUCCUCCGGAUAAAUUUAUCCCUAAUUUCUUGAAUUUUCUCAAGAACCCUAAAAAAAAAUGCCUGCAAAAUUCGAAGAGACCGACCCCCUUCUCACCGAAAACCCAGAUAGAUUCUGUAUGUUCCCAAUCAAAUAUCCACAAAUCUGGGAAAUGUACAAGAAAGCUGAAGCCUCCUUCUGGACCGCGGAAGAAGUCGAUCUCUCAGAGGACAACCGCCACUGGGAAAACAUCCUCACCGCCGACGAGCAACACUUCAUCACCCACAUCCUCGCCUUCUUCGCCGCCUCUGACGGCAUCGUCCUCGAAAAUCUCGCCGGAAGAUUCAUGAAAGACGUCCAGGUAGCAGAGGCGCGCGCCUUCUACGGCUUCCAAAUCGCCAUUGAAAACAUCCACUCGGAAAUGUAUUCCCUCCUCUUAGAAACCUACAUCAAAGACUCCGACCUUAAAUCCCACCUCUUCCGCGCAAUCGAGACCAUCCCCUGUGUGAAGAAGAAAGCAGAUUGGGCCCUCCGAUGGAUCGACGGAGCAGAAUCCUUCGCCGAAAGACUUAUUGCUUUCGCUUGUGUUGAAGGGAUUUUCUUCUCUGGAAGCUUCUGCUCCAUAUUCUGGCUGAAAAAGCGCGGGUUAAUGCCCGGAUUAACCUUCUCAAACGAGUUGAUAUCGCGUGAUGAAGGGCUUCACUGUGAUUUUGCCUGCUUGCUGUACAGCUUGUUGAAGAAAAAGCUAAGUGUGGAGAAAGUUCAGGCAAUAGUGGAAGAAGCGGUGGCGAUCGAACGCGAAUUCGUGACGGAUUCGCUGCCGGUAAAGCUGGUAGGGAUGAACUGUGAGCUUAUGAGUCAGUACAUUGAGUUUGUUGCUGAUAGAUUGUUAGCUGCACUUGGGUGUGGUAAGGUGUACGGUGUGGUAAACCCAUUUGAUUGGAUGGAGUUGAUUUCUCUUCAAGGGAAGACUAACUUCUUUGAGAAGAGAGUUGGGGAAUAUCAGAAAGCUUCUGUUAUGUCUAGCUUGAAUGUCAAUGGUGGUGGGACCCAUGUUUUCAACAUGGAUGAGGAUUUUUAGAAGAACCCUUGCUUUUAUUUUAUUUUAUUUUUAAGUGAUGCUGUUUUGUUAAUUUAUUUUAGAUUAGUUUUUUAUGAUGAUCUUUGAGCAAGUAGUACUACUACUAAUUGUUGCUUUUAAUCUAUGUAAAAUUGUAAACUACGAGUACUGUACUAGUUUUCUGCAUGUUUUAUAUCUAUUUUAUUAUAGACUUUUA